Messenger RNA from Pogona vitticeps (central bearded dragon), 1770 nucleotides. NCBI's taxonomy places the organism in Eukaryota, Metazoa, Chordata, Lepidosauria, Squamata, Agamidae. The record is from RefSeq and is a predicted model, not a curated record.
UCCCCAGCACUGGAUAUUGAGAUCUAACUGUGCUGAAUAACAGGCGCACAGUAAUUUCAUCCCCCAUCUGUGCCUGUUGAUGCACCAAGUUGCAACUGCCUUUCAAGUGAAUAUCCAGCUAAGGGAAGGUCAGUUAUUUUGGGCCAGCCCAGCCUGCUGAGGGAAAUACCAUAACGUUCUUCUAUAGAGUCUCCUAAAAUAGAAGCCCCUGCCUGUUUGUUAGGUCGCACUUUAAUGGGACACAAACUAAGCCAAAGCACUAGCGGAAAAGCCCUUUGAGAAAGAUGAUAAAAAUUACCCACGUCUUCAGAGACGAGUAGCAGGAGUUCCCCUACAGGGGUGUGAUUUUUAAAAUAACUUUUUCUGAAGAAAGCUAUUCCCCUCCACCCAAUAUAUAUAUUUAUAUAUUGCAAAUAUAUCAUCAUUUUUUAAAAACGCAAAACAAGCGAUGAAAUUGAGCGUUGGGAUAUUUUUUGGCGGCUUCUUCGGAGCUCUUGGAAUUUUAUUCUUUUUGGUUGCCUUUGGAACAGACUAUUGGCUGCUUGCAACGGAGGUUGGAAGGUGUUCAGAAGGUUUGAAUGACACCCUGGAAGAAAAAGUUAUCUUCCACCAUGAAGGUUUCUUCUGGAGAUGCUGGUUUGAUGGGAAGGUUGAUGAGAAUACUAGCACUAUGUGGAAAUUUUGGUAUACUAACCAAUCACCGUCUAAAAACUGCACCCAUGCCUAUCUCUCUCCGUUUCCACUCUUCCGAGAUGAGCACAACUCAACUGCCUAUGAUUCUGCCAUUAUUUAUCGUGGCUUCUGGUCAAUCACCAUGCUACUAGGUGUGGUCACAGUGGUCCUUGCUAGCUUCUUCAUCAUUUGUGCUGCUCCCUUUGGAAGCCAUGUGCUGUACAAAACAGGAGGAGGCUUUUUCAUCACUGCUGGCAUCUUGUUCACGCUGGUGAUUGUGCUGUAUGUCAUCUGGGUCCAGGCAGUGGCCGAUCUCGAGAACUACGUGGUUAUGAAGAAAAUAGACUGUCCAGAUUUUUCCCUCUAUGUUCGCUAUGGCUGGUCUUUUAUGUUGGCUCCAGUGGGAAUAUUUUUUGCUAUGUUUUCAGGAAUGCUGUUUCUCCUGGUAGGGCGUACAAUUUACCUGCAUUCUGAUUAGCUGUGUGUUUAAGCAGGUUGACAUUGUGAUGGAGCUUUGCUGGGAAGCAGUUUUUAUACAUCGAUACCCCUCCUAAAGUUGAGCAUUUACUGGCCCCAUUCUAGAUCUGCUGAGGCAACUAGUGCAAUCGUGAAUGUGUCUACUCAGAAGUAAGCCCAUGGUUGAAUUCUGUGGGGCUUGUUUACAGGUGAGCCUCUAUAGGAUUGCAGCCUCAGUUUAUACCUUCUUGCCAUGAAGGCCAUGGUGGUCCCUCUUAAGGCAGCCAUCUAAUCCUUUUAGAUUGCUUCAUACGUUUGUAAAUUGCAUAGAUCCCAUUAAAAAUAUGGAAAUUUACAUCUCCAUGUUAGAUAUGCAAAGAAAAAUAUGCCAUAAUUAAUGGAAGGAUUAGAUUUGGGCCAAGGGCCAAUUUUACAAUUACGAGCUUAAAGGAAGGAGCAUUUGUAAUGAAGUCAUGCAUCUUCUACAGAUACAUUGUGCUCUAAAAGCAAGGAAUGGGUGUUACAAGUGGUGGUCAUGGGAGAUAAUUCCCUACCAUACUUGUUUGCAUCAUGCUUCUGCCAGACCACAACUAUCACUAUACAUCCAUAGACCGUUCAGGAAGCAGUACUUCUCUUGUUCUG